Molecule: messenger RNA, 16551 nt
Organism: Pelodiscus sinensis (Chinese soft-shelled turtle)
Lineage: Eukaryota; Metazoa; Chordata; Testudines; Trionychidae
Gene: SACS
Product: sacsin molecular chaperone
Molecular function (GO): Hsp70 protein binding
Source: RefSeq, a predicted model, not a curated record
GAUUUUAAGUGAUUUUUCUGGACUUAUUCAUGUGUGUAAUAAUAAUAUACCAUGAUGAACCUGCUGGGUUAUUGCGGGGCACUCUGUGAAUCUCCAGGUAAGCAUCCGGCAAGUAAAGAACUCUGUAAUGUGUGAGUUACAGGAAAUGGAAGUGCAACCUUAGGUCAGAGGUACCACCUCAGGCAAGAACUAAAGCUUAUACAGGAGCAGCUUUUGAAUAAAAGCAUUUUGGUUGUUAACACUCCUUAGGUCUGCCUGUGAUCUGCACUCCAGUCAAUAUCAAGGCAUGGAUCCACUUUAGUACCAUUCUAGUAACUGUGCAGACUAUUUCUACGGCUGGAGAGAGACAGCAUAAGACACUGUGAAAGGCAUUUUGACAGCAGCGUGUCACCCGAGAAGGUGAUUAUGAGGCGAUCAUGCAGGUUUAAAACAGCUGUCGUUGGAUGGAGUCAACUUUUUUAAGAGCUGUGAGAUCCCCUUUUGCUAGCUGGCAGUUCUGGAGCAUAUCUUGAAGCACAGACUCCACAAGCACAGAAUGAUGGGACUGGAUUGUCAGGUAGACCUGAAGUAACCAGCAGUGGUUCAAAAAUUUCUGCAUGAGAAAGGACAUCUUUAUGGAACUGUGUCAAGAGCUUGAGCAUCAGGAUAAGGUGAUGAAGGUCAUACCAGUCCAGAAGUGGGUUGCUAUUGCAAUCUGGAAGAUGGCUACUCAAGAAUGAUACAGGACCCCAGAGCUGAUGUUAAGAAGUGGAUACUAGCACAUCAGAAAGCAAAGACAGGGCAGACUUUGCCUCCAAUGUUAUCUUGGCUUUCUGUAAAAAGAAGGAAGAGGAAAAUGUAAAUGUCUUUCACGUUCUGACUCUUUCUUCACAAAAUGGACAAAAAUCAGCUACAGCAGAAAAUGGUGUGAAUUCAGUUAAGGUUACAGAAAGAAACCAAGAUCUAUGUGCUUGCCAAGUAGCAUCAUGGCUAAUCUAUUACUGAAAAUGAGACAAGCAAGUUCUUUGAACAUCUGAGGACGGGAGAUUUGAUAAAGAAUCUGGAUAAGGAGCAGUCAGAAGCAUAGCCACUUUUUGGAGACAAGGAAUGCAGUGAACAGUGAGGGGCUUUCUGGAGUACAAUAAAAGCAAAAGAGCCAACAACACUCAAGCAAUGAAGAUAAAAAAUAGUUCAUUUGAUUUAUAAAUUCAGAAUUUGCUUCAUGUUCUUAGCAGGAAAAGAUCAUACAAAAAAAGAAGAUGGAGAUCAAGGAUAAGAUCAGGUUGGCCAGGGUAACCGUGCUCCAUGAUUGUCUGGGUUGCAAGACAUUCGAGGUGCCUCCUUCUGCUGCUGUCCGGGAUGUAAAGAUAUUAAUUAAUUCAGAAACAGGGUUUCCUGUUGCUGAGCAGCAGUUGUGGCACCUUGGGAGAGAGUUGUCGGAUUAUACUAAAUUUGGGGACUGUCUGAAUUCUGAAAAUCAUAUUUUCUUAAACCUUCGGUCAAAAGGUCUGAAAGGAGGAGGCCGUUUUGGUCAAACAACUCCACCACUUGUUGAUUUUCUUAAGGACAUUUUAAGAAGAUACCCAGAAGGAGGACAGAUUCUUAAGGAACUGAUCCAGAAUGCAGAAGAUGCUGGUGCCACAGAGGUUAGGUUUCUGUAUGAUGAGACUCAAUAUGGAACAGAAUCUCUCUGGUCAAAGGAUAUGGCACAGUACCAAGGGUCAGCACUUUAUGCGUACAACAAUGCAAUUUUUACCCUGGAAGACUGGCACGGCAUACAGGAAAUAGCAAGAAGCAAAAAAAAGGAUGAUCCCCUAAAAGUUGGAAGAUUUGGAAUUGGGUUCAAUUCAGUCUAUCAUAUAACAGAUGUCCCUAGUAUCUUCAGUGGUGACCAGAUUGGAAUGUUGGAUCCCCAUCAAACACUUUUUGGACCCCAUGAAUCAGGCCAGUGUUGGAAUCUAAAGGAUGACAGCAAAGAAGUUAGUGAACUUACAGACCAGUUUGCACCAUUCAUUGGUGUAUUUGGUAGCACUAAAGAAACCUUCAAGAAUGGAAACUUUCCUGGUACAUUUUUUCGUUUCCCUCUUCGCCUGCAGCCUUCCCAAUUGAGUAGCAAUCUGUACAAUAAACAAAAAGUUCUGGAGCUUUUUGAAUCCUUUCGAGCAGAUGCAGAUACAGUCCUGCUGUUUCUGAAAAGUGUGCAAGAUGUUUCCUUACAUGUUAGAGAGGCUGAUGGAAUUGAGAGACUGGUCUUUAGAGUAACUGCUAGUGAGAACAAGGCCUUGAAACAUGAACGACCCAAUUCCAUCAAGAUUCUAGGAACUGCAAUAAGUCAGUAUUGCAAAGGGGUUCCAAGCAACAGCAUAACAUGUGUCACAUACCAUGUAAAUAUAAUCUUAGAAGAUGAAAGUGUGAAGGAUGCACAAAAAACAUCUUGGUUAGUAUGUAACAGUGUGGGAGGUCGAGGGAUAUGCAAUGAACUAGAUUGUUUGGCUGAUGACUUGAAGUUUGUCCCUACUAUUGGAAUAGCCAUGUCUUUAUCAAGUAAUGGGGAAGAAAAAGGAGCUGUAGCAGAAUUUUCAGGAAAAGCAUUUUGUUUUCUUCCUUUACCUCCUGGUGAGGAAAGUAAGACUGGUCUCCCCGUUCAUGUUAGUGGGUUCUUUGGCCUGACUGACAAUAGAAGGAGUAUCAAAUGGCGAGAAUUAGAUCAGUGGCGAGAUCCAGCAGCUUUAUGGAAUGACCUCCUUGUGGUGAAUGUCGUCCCGAAAGCAUAUGCCACUCUCAUUUUGGAAGCUAUCAAGAGAAUGGAGACUGAGAAGAACUCAGAUUUUCCUUUGUCAUCUGAGAGAAUUUAUAGACUAUGGCCUGAAAAGGAUAAAAUUAGGGUACACUGGAAACCAAUCAUAGAACCUCUGUUUAAAGAGUUGCUACAGAAUGCAGUUAUUUACUCUGCUAGCAAUGACUGGAUAAAGGUGGAGCAAGUAUGCUUCUCAGAAAUGGAUGACAGCUUGGAGUACACACAAACUGUCCUUAACUACCUCCAAAGCUCAGGGAACCAGAUUGCUAACGUACCUGCAAACAUUGCUAGUGCAGUUAAUCUUUCUGAAUCUAGCUGUAAAACUGUGAAAAAGGUGACUCCUGCUGUAGUACGGCAGGUGUUGAGGAAAUCUGGACAUUCUGGCCCUCCUGAAGAAAAGCUUCAUCUCUUGGAAUUUGUGCUUACUGAUGGAGUCUACAGUGAACUUAUUGGAUUGGAACUUCUGCCAUUACAAAAUGGAAAUUUUAUUCCAUUUUCCUCAUCUGUGUCAGAUCAAGAUGUAGUUUACAUAACCUCAGAAGAUUACCCAAGGUCCCUCUUCCCAGGUCUUGAAGGACGAUUACUUUCUGAUAAUCUGAAACCUCAAGUUCUAAUUGCUUUGAAGGAAGCUGCCAAAAGCCGAGCCCAACAGCUUCUCUGGGGAUUUUCAGGAAGACCAUGCACUCAGCUGCAACUUCUGAACCCUGAACGAUUUGCCCGGCUUAUCAAAGAAGUUCUGAAUACUGUGUGGCCUGGCAGGGACCUACUGGUACAGUGGUAUCCAGUUUCAGAAGAUAAAAAUCACCCACCUAUUUCGUGGCUUAAGAUGGUCUGGAAGAAUCUAUAUAUACACUUUUCUGAAGACUUGGCUAUGUUUGAUGACAUGCCACUCAUCCCGAAGAUACCGCUAGAGGAAGAUCAGGUAUUAGUGGAACUUAUUAGACUUAGGACACCAUCUGCAAUUAUUUUAGAAGAUGAAUCUGAGACACAGCUUCCAGGAUUUUUAGCUGACAUCAUUCAAAAACUUGGCGGUAUUGUACUUAAGAAGUUAGAUGCUUCCAUCCAGCAUCCGCUUUUUAAAAAGUAUGUACAUUCACCAUCACCAGGUGCUGUUUUGCAGAUAAUGGAGAAACUGUCACUGCAAAAACUGUCUAGUCAAGUUUCAUCAUUACCUCCAGCACAUAAAGAUGCUCUCAGGAGAUUCUUAGCUAGUUUAACUGAUGUCAAUGAAAAAGAGAGGAAAAUUAUUCAGGAGCUGUUGAUAUUUAAAAGAAUUGAGCAAUCAUGUGAUGAAGGGGUUUCUGCUUUUACUGGAUUAAAAGGUUGUAAAGUGUUGCAUCACACUGCCAAACUUCCACCUGGUUUGAGACUUUCUAUUCCAAUAAUUGACAGCAGAGAUGAAGCUACCAUUCGUUUAGCUAACAUACUACAAGUUGAACAGUUAAAGAGCACAGAUUGUCUAAAGUUUAUUAUACAGGAUAUUCAAAAUGACUUUUAUUCUUAUGAUGAAACAACACAAAUUAUGCUCUGGGUUCUUGAAAAUCUGACAUUCCUCAAAAAUGAGAAUAGAGAUGUGCUAGCUUGGCUGACAUCCCUAAAAUUUAUUCAGAUUUCAGAAGGAAGCAUAGUGUCGGCCAAUGAACUUUUUGAUCCUGAGGUAGAAGUACUGCAAAAUCUGUUUUAUGCUGAGGAGGAAAUUUGUUUCCCACCUAGCAUUUUUACAACAUCUUCAGAUAUUCUUCAUUCUCUGAGACAAAUAGGUUUAAAAAGUGAAAGCAAUCUUGAAGAAAAAGAUAUUAUGCGAGUGGCAAAUAAAAUUGAAAGUUUGCAAGGUGAUUCUAGCACAAGCCAUGAUGUAUUAUUAAGAAAAGCUAGAACUCUGUUAAUGAUUUUGAACAAAAAUCAUAUGUUGCUGCAGUCACCUGAAGCUAAAACGCUGCUGAAAAAAUUAAAAUGGAUUCCAGCGUGUAAGGAAAGACCUCCAAACUAUCCUGCAUCAUUGGUUUGGAAAGGAGACCUUUGUAAUUUUUGUUCACCACCAGAAAUGUGUAAUAUAGCUCAUGCAAUUUUAGCCGGUUCAUCAGUUCCCUUUGUGGAAGGUGUCCAUUUAAAUAUAGAAAAAGCACUUGGCAUGUCCAUCAAACCUGGAAUAAAAGCAGUCCUAAAACAUUUUAAAGUGGUGGUUGAUUGGCACAGUUCUAAAACCUUUAGUGAUGAAGAUUAUUACCAAUUUCAGCAUAUAUUGCUUGAAAUUUAUGGAUUUAUGCACGAUCACUUAGAAGAAGGUAAAGAUGCUUUUAAAGCCUUGACAUUUCCCUGGGUCUGGACUGGUAAAACAUUUUGUUCCCUUACCCAGGCUGUAAUAAUGUCAGUACCUGAUCUUGAUCUCCAGCCUUAUUUGCAUAAUGUACCAAAAACGAUGGCUAAAUUCCACCAGUUGUUUAAAAGUUGUGGUUCAGUUGAGCAGUUGACACCAGACCAUGUUUCCAUGGUCAUUCAGAAAAUAUAUCUAAAGAGUGAGCAAUCUAUCAGUGAAGAGGAGAGUAAACAAAAUCUUCAUAUUAUGCUGAAUAUUAUAAGAUGGCUAUAUAGCAGUCAGAUUCCAGCAAGUCUGAAUACACCUGUGCCUAUAUAUUGUAGCAAGCGUCCUUUUAAGCUUGUAAUGAAACCAAUUCAUGAAUGUUGUUAUUGUGACAUCAAAGUUGAUGACUUAAAUGAUUUGCUUGAAGAUUCUACAGAACCAAUAAUUCUGGUGCAUGAAGACAUACCUAUGAAAACUGCAGAAUGGUUAAAUGUGCCCUGCCUCAGUACAAGAUUGAUUAAUCCAGAAAACAUGGGAUUUGAGCAAUCUGGGCAAAGAGAACCUCUGACUGUAAGAAUUAAAAACAUUUUGGAGGAAUACCCUUCUGUUUCAGAUAUAUUUAAAGAGCUACUUCAAAAUGCCGAUGAUGCCAAUGCGACAGAAUGUAAUUUCAUGAUUGACAUGAGAAGAAAUAUGAAUAUAAGAGAGAAUCUUUUGGAUCCAGGAAUGGCAGCAUGUCAUGGACCAGCUUUAUGGUCAUUCAACAAUUCUGAAUUUUCUGACUCAGAUUUUCUAAAUAUAACUAGAUUAGGUGAGUCUCUAAAAAGAGAAGAAGUUGAUAAAGUGGGGAAAUUUGGAUUAGGGUUCAACUCUGUUUACCAUAUCACUGAUAUUCCCAUCAUUAUGAGCCGAGAAUUCAUGAUAAUGUUUGAUCCAAACAUUAACCAUCUCAGUAAACAUAUUAGAGAUAAAUCUAAUCCUGGGAUCAAGAUUAAUUGGAGUAAGCAACAGAAAAGGCUGCGAAAAUUUCCUAAUCAGUUCAAGCCAUUUAUAGGUGUGUUUGGUUGUCAGCUACCAUUGACUGUGGAGGCUCCUUACAGUUAUAAAGGGACACUUUUCAGACUUUCCUUUAGAACUCAACAGGAAGCUAAAGUGAGUGAAGUUAGCAGUACUUGCUAUAAUACAGCAGAUAUUUAUUCUCUUGUGGAUGAGUUUAGCAUUUGUGGUCAUAGACUGAUUAUAUUCACUCAGUGUGUAAAUUCAAUGGUUCUGAAAUACUUGAAAGUUGAGGAAUCUGACCCUGGUGUAGCACAAGAUACAGUGACCAUUAAAAAAAGUCUGUGUUCCUCUAAAGCAUUGGCUACACCAGUUGUAAAUGUUUUAAAGGAAGCAGCAAAGCUCAUGAAGACUUGCAGCAGCAGUAAUAGAAAACUUCCCACUGAAACUCCAAAGUCUUCAUGUAUCCUGCAGAUAGUAGUAGAAGAAUUUCAUUAUGUAUUUAGGCGGAUUGCUGACUUACAGUCUCCACUUUUCAGAGGUCCAGAAGAUGAUCCAGCUUCUCUUUUUGAAACGGCUAAAGCUGGACAGGUGAAAAGGCCAGCUGAAGAACUGCCACAAAAAACAGUAGAUUCUACAACUUGGCUCAUAUGUUCUUGUAUGGAUAUUGGUGAUGCUCUAAAAUUUUCAUUACACGAAAGUGGACGAAGACUAGGCCUUGUUCCCUGUGGUGGAGUAGGAGUACUGCUGUCUGAAACUCAGGACCAAAAGUGGAUUGUGAAACCUAAUUGCAAAAACAUUGGAGAAGUAUUCUGCUACUUACCGCUACGAAUAAAAACAGGUUUACCCGUUCACAUCAAUGGUUGUUUUGCUGUUACUUCAAAUAGAAAAGAGAUCUGGAAAACAGACACAAAAGGAAGAUGGAACACAAUAUUCAUGAGACAUGUCAUUGUAAAGGCCUAUUUAGAAGCACUUUGUGUUUUACGUGACAUGACAGUCAAUGGUGAGCUAGCUGACUACAGUUACUAUGCAGUAUGGCCAGAUCCUGACUCAGUGCAUGAUGAUUUUUCUGUGAUAUGUCAAGGAUUUUAUGAAGAUAUAGCUCAUGCAAAAGGCAAAGAAAGAAUCAAAGUGUUCUCUGAUGGUUCAUCUUGGGUUUCCAUGAAGAAUGUGAGGUUUUUAGAUGAUUCAAUAUUGAAGCGUCCAGAUAUUGGACCAUCAGCAUUUAAAAUCUUCCUCAAAUACCUUAAAAAAACUGGAUCAAAAAAUCUUUGCACUGUGGAGCUUCCAUCUUGGGUGAAGACAGGGUUUGAAGAAGCAGGAUGUAAAUAUAUAUUACUAGAGAACACUUUCUCUGAGAGACAGUUCUUUUCUGAAGUUUUUUUCCCUAAUAUUCAGGAAAUUGAUGCAGAGCUGCGUGAUCCUUUGAUGAGUUAUGUUUUGUAUGAAAAGAUUGAGGAGUUCUCAGGAAUACUUCGUGUUACUCCAUGUAUUCCUUGUUCUUUGGAUAGACAUUCUUUAGUUAUACCUUCAAGUUUGAUUCACCCUGAAGGAAGAGUUGCAAAGUUGUAUGAUGCUAAAGAUGGAAGAUUUCCUUAUGGCAGCAGUCAGGAUUACCUUAAUCCAGUUAUCUUGGUUAAACUUGUUCAGUUAGGUAUGGCUAAGGAUGAUGUCUCAUGGGAAGAUCUAAUAGAACGUGCAGAAUCAGUAGCAGUAAUUAAUAGAAAUGAUCAUGUUGCAGCUUGUCUCAGAAGCAGCAUUAUAUUAAGUCUCAUUGAUGAAAAACUAAAAUGUAGAGAUCCUAGAGCUAAAGAAUUUGCUGCAAAAUGCCAAACAAUCCCUUUUCUCCCAUUCCUCCCAAAACCAGCAGGCUUCUCAUUACCCUGGAAGGGUAGUGACUUUGAGCCUGAAACAAUGUUUUCAGCAACUGAUCUUUUUACUGCUGAUCAUCAAGAUAUUGUUUGUCUUUUACGACCAGUUCUUAAUGAAAACUCUCAUUCCUUUAAAGGUUGUGGGGCUAUAUCAUUAGCUGUCAAAGACUUCUUGGGUUUACUUAAGAAACCAACUGUUAAUCUGGUCAUAAAUCAGUUGCAAGAAGUUGCAAAGUCAUUUGAUGGAAUUACUUUGUACCAGGAGAAUAUCACCAAUGCUUGCUACAAAUACCUCCAUGAAGCAAUGCUACAAAAUGAAACAACAAAAGCAGUCAUCAUUGAAAAGUUGAAAAAUUGUAGUUUCAUUCUUGUCGAGAGUGCAUAUGUUGUCCCAACAAAAGUAUGUUUUCAUUUGAAUUUUGAAGCAACACCAUAUCUUUAUCAGUUGCCUAAUAAAUAUAAAAAUAGUUUCCGUGAACUAUUUGAAAAUGUAGGUGUAAGACAUGCUUUUACUGUUGAAGAUUUUGCCUCAGUUCUUGAGACUGUAAAUCAUGAAAGGGGAUGCAAACAGCUAACAGAAGAGAAUUUUCAGCGUUGUAGGAGAAUCAUUAGUGAAGGAAUAUGGAGUCUCAUUAGAGAGAAGAAGCAAGAAUUAUGUGAGAAAAAAUAUGGUGAGAUUUUGUUGCCAGAUACUCAUUUGGCACUUUUACCUGCUAAAUCUUUGUGCUACAAUGACUGUCCUUGGAUAAAAGUUAAAGAUACAACUGUAAAAUACUGUCACGCUGAUAUCCCUAGAGAAGUUGCAGUAAAACUUGGUGCAGUACCCAAGCGACAUAAAGCUUUAGAAAGAUAUGCCUCUAAUAUCUGUUUUACUACUCUUGGGACUGAGUUUGGACAGAAAGAAAAAUUGACAAGUAGAAUUAAAAGCAUUCUUAAUGCCUAUCCCUCUGAAAAAGAAAUGCUGAAAGAGCUUCUUCAGAAUGCGGAUGAUGCAAAAGCUACAGAAAUCUGUUUUGUGUUUGAUUCUAGACAACAUCCAGUUGAUAGAAUAUUUGAUGAGAAAUGGGCACCACUUCAAGGUCCAGCACUAUGUGUUUACAACAAUCAGCCUUUCACAGAGGAUGACAUAAGAGGAAUUCAGAACCUUGGAAAAGGCACUAAAGAAGGAAAUCCAUGUAAAACUGGACAAUAUGGGAUAGGAUUCAAUUCCGUGUAUCACAUUACUGACUGCCCAUCUUUCAUAUCUGGUAAUGAUAUACUAUGUAUCUUUGAUCCCCAUGCUAGAUAUGCACCAGGUGCAACUUCAAUGAGUCCUGGACGUAUGUUUAGAGAUUUAGAUGCAGAUUUCAGAACACAGUUCUCAGAUGUACUGGACCUUUAUUUAGGAAAUCACUUUAAAAUGGAUAAUUGCACAAUGUUUAGGUUUCCACUUCGAAAUGCAGAAAUGGCAAAAGUGUCAGAAAUUUCCCCAGUUCCAUGUUCAGAUAGAAUGGUCCAAAAUCUUCUGGAUAAGCUGCGCACAGAUGGAGCAGAACUUCUAAUGUUUUUAAAUCACAUGGAAAAAAUUUCCAUUUGUGAAAUAGAAAAAGCAACUGGAGCAUUGAAUGUGUUAUAUUCUGUAAAGGGCAAUAUCACUGAUGGAGACAGAUUGAAACGGAAGCAAUUCCAUGCAUCUGUAAUUGACAGCGUAACUAAAAAAAAGCAGUUAAGUGAAAUACCUGUGCAACAAAUUACUUACACUAUGGAUACCGAAGAUUCUGAAGGGAACCUUACAUCUUGGUUAAUUUGCAACAGAUCAGGUUUUUCAGCUAUGGAAAAGGUGUCUAAGAGUGUUAUAUCAGCUCACAAGAACGAAGACAUUACUCUUUUUCCACGUGGAGGUGUAGCUGCUUGCAUUACUCACAACUACAAAAAACCACAUCGGGCAUUUUGUUUCUUACCCUUAUCAUUAGAAACCGGGUUACCUUUUCACGUGAAUGGACAUUUUGCUCUAGAUUCUGCCAGAAGAAAUCUAUGGAGGGAUGAUAAUGGAGUUGGAGUAAGAAGUGAUUGGAAUAAUAGCCUAAUGACAGCACUAAUAGCACCCGCCUAUGUUGAACUACUGAUUCAACUAAAAAAACGUUACUUUCCAGGCACUGAUCCCACAGUAUCAGUAUUGCAAAACACACCUGUUCAUAUUGUAAAAGACACUUUGAAAAAAUUUUUGUCUUUCUUCCCUGUUAACAGACUUGAUCUGCAGCCAGAUUGGUAUUGCUUAGUGAAAGCAGUUUACAGCUGCAUUCAUGAAGAUUUAAAACGCCUCUUACCUGUUGUGCGGGCUCCAAAUAUUGAUGGCUCUGAUUUACAUUCUGCUGUUAUUAUUACUUGGGUUAAUAUGUCUACCUCGAACAAAGGUAGGCCAUUCUUUGACAAUUUGCUACAAGAUGAGUUGCAUCACCUCAAAAAUGUAGACUACAUCACAACACGUAAGACAGUGGCAGAAAAUGUUUAUAGACUCAAACAUCUUCUUUUAGAAAUUGGAUUCAAUUUGGUAUAUAACUGUGAUGAAACAGCAAAUCUUUACCAUUGUCUUGUAGAUGCAGAUAUACCUGUCAGCUAUGUGACUCCUGCUGACGUCCGAUUUUUUUUGAUGACUUUUUCUUCUCCAGACUCUAAUUGCCACAUUGGAAAGUUGCCUUGUCGUCUUCAACAGACAAACCUGAAACUCUUUCACAGUCUAAAACUUCUGGUUGAUUAUUGCUUUAAGGAUGCUGAAGAAAAUGAUGUCCAAAUUGAGGGGUUGCCACUUCUUAUUACACUUGACAAUGUCUUACAAGUUUUUGAUUCAAAGAGGCCAAAGUUCUUAACAACGUAUCAUGAACUGAUUCCAUCUCGCAAGGAUCUGUUUAUGAACACUCUGUAUUUGAGAUACAGUAAUAUUUUACUUAGAUGUGAGGUAGCAAAAGCUUUUGAUAUCACAAGUUUUGCUGAUUUGUUAUCAUCUGUGUUGCCUAGAGAAUAUAAAACCAGAAGUUUUGUACGAUGGAAAGAAAAUUUUGCAAGUGAAUCUUGGCUUAAAAAUACAUGGCAUUUUAUCAGUGAAUCUGUAAAUGUUAAGGAAGAUCAAGAGGAUAUGACACCAAAAUUUGAUGAUGUUGUUGAUACUUUGAAGGAUUGGGCUUUGCUUCCAGGUAUGAAGUUUACUGUCUCAGCCAAUCAGCUUGUUGUACCAGAGUGUGAUGUCUUAUUGCCCCUCAGCUUAAUGCACAUAGCUCUUUUCCCAAAUGCUCAGAGUGAUAAAGUUUUCCAUGCUUUAAUGAAAACUGGUUGUAUUCAGCUUGCGUUGAACAAGAUAUGCUCCAAAGACAAUGUUUUAAUGCCUCUGUUGUCAGGAUAUACAGCAAAUAUAGAUAAUCCAUCAAGCAUUCUGAAAGCCAUACACUAUAUGGUGCAGACUUCAACAUUUAAGACUGAAAAAUUAGCAGAAAAUGAUUUUGAGGCCCUUCUAAUGUACUUUAGUUGCCAUUUAAGUCAUUUGAUGUCUCAGGAUGACAUCAAAAUUUUAAAGUCUCUUCCAUGCUAUAAAUCCAUUAGUGGUCGAUACAUCAGUAUUUCAAAAUGUGGAACAUGUUACAUACUUACAAAAAGUAUUCCUUCAGUUGAAGUGGAUAGAUGGACACAGUCAACUUCAUCUGCCUUUCUUGAAGAAAAAAUUAAUUUGAAAGACUUGUACACUGUGCUUGGUUGUGUCCCUGUGGAUGAUCUUGAAGUGUAUUUGAAGCAUCUUUUACCAAAAAUUGAAAGUCUGUCUUAUGAUGCAAAGGUACAACAUCUGAUCUACUUAAAGAACAGACUUACUGGCAUCGAGGAAUCUUCAGAAAUAAAGGAACAGCUAUUUGAAAAGCUGGAAAGCUUUUUGAUAAUUCAUGAUGCAAGCAAUAGAUUAAAACCUGCAAAACAUUUUUAUGACAGAACUGUAAAAGUCUUUGAAGUUAUGCUUCCUGAAAAAUUAUUCAUACCUCAAGAUUUCUUUAAGAGACUGGAACAGCUCACAAAACCGAAGAAUCAAGGGGCAUUCCUUACAUCCUGGGUAACAUUCCUGAGGAAUAUAGGACUAAAAUACAUCAUUUCUCAGCAACAGUUACUACAGUUUGCUAAGGAGAUCAGUAUGAGAGCAAACACAGAAAGCUGGUCUAAGGAAACACUGCAAAAUACAGUUGAUGUCCUCCUUCAUCACAUAUUUCAGGAAAGAACUGAUUUAUUAUUGGGAAACUUUCUAAAAGAAUUAUCUUUAAUUCCUUUUUUGUGUCCAGAGCGUGCGCCUGCUGAAAUUGUCAGAUUUCAUCCUCAGUAUCAAGAGGUUAAUGGAACGCUACCUCUUAUAAGAUUCAGUGGAGCACAAGUAAACCCUAAAUUCAAACAGACUGAUGUUUUACAAUUGCUAUGGACCUCAUGUCCUAUUCUUCCUGAAAAAGCUACACCUUUAAGUAUCAAAGAACAGGAAGGAAGCAGUCUUGGUCCACAAGAACAGCUUGAACAGGUUUUAACUAUGCUUAAUGUUAACUUGGAUCCUCCUUUGGACAAAGUUAUCAAUAACUGCAGAAAUAUAUGCAAUAUAACAACUUUAGAUGAGGAUAUGGUGAAAACCAGAGCUAAGGUACUAAGAAGUAUCUAUGAAUUUCUCAGUACAGAGAAAAGGGAAUUCCGCUUUCAGCUUCGAGGGAUUGCUUUUGUGAUGGUGGAAGAAGGUUGGAAGCUCCUGAAGCCUGAGGAGGUAGUCAUAAAUCUUGAGUAUGAAUCUGAUUUCAAACCUUACCUUUACAAACUUCCUUUAGAACUUGGCACCUUCCACCAAUUGUUUAAACAUUUAGGUACUGAAGAUGUUAUUUCAACAAAACAAUAUGUUGAGGUUUUAAGUCGCAUAUUCAAGAACUCUGAAGGAAAACAAUUGGAUCCUAAUGAAAUGCGCACAGUUAAAAGAGUUGUUUCUGGCCUGUUUAAAAGUCUGCAAAAUGAUUCUGUUAAGGUUAGAAAUGACCUUGAGAAUGUGAGAGAUCUGGCUCUUUACCUUCCCAGUCAAGAUGGUAGAUUGGUAAAAUCAAGUAUCUUAGUUUUUGAUGAUGCACCACAUUACAAAAGUAGAAUACAGGGUAAUAUCGGUGUACAGAUGCUCGUUGAUCUUAGCCAGUGUUAUUUAGGAAAAGACCAUGGUUUUCACACUAAGCUGAUAAUGCUAUUUCCUCAGAAACUGAGGCCUCGCCUACUUAGCAGUAUUCUUGAAGAAUUGUUGGAUGAAGAAUCUCCCAAAACAUGUCAGUUUGGAGCAUUAUGUUCUCUACAAGGAAGGUUGCAGUUACUAUUAUCUUCUGAACAGUUUAUUACAGGACUCAUUAGAAUUAUGAAGCAUGAAAAUGACAACGCUUUCUUAGCCAAUGAAGAAAAGGCCAUAAAACUGUGCAAAGCCUUGCGAGAAGGCUUGAAAGUUUCCUGUUUUGAGAAGUUGCAAACAACAUUAAGGGUUAAAGGGUUUACUCCUAUUCCACACAGUAGAAGUGAAACAUUUGCUUUUUUAAAGCGAUAUGGGAAUGCAGUAAUACUGCUUUAUAUACAGCACUCUGAUAGCAAAGACAUAAAUUUCCUCUUAGCAUUAGCAAUGACCCUGAAAUCUGCAACCGACAAUCUAAUUUCUGAUACCUCAUAUUUAAUUGCUAUGUUGGGUUGCAAUGAUAUUUACAGAAUUAGUGAGAAGCUUGAUAGUUUAGGAGUGAAGUAUGACUCCUCAGAACCAUCAAAGCUUGAAUUACCAAUGCCUGGCACUCCUAUCCCAGCUGAAAUUCAUUACACUCUCCUUAUGGAUCCAAUGAAUGUUUUCUAUCCAGGUGAAUAUGUUGGUUACCUUGUUGAUGCUGAAGGUGGUGAUAUAUAUGGAUCAUACCAACCAACAUAUACAUAUGCAAUCAUUGUACAAGAAGUAGAAAGGGAAGAUGAUGAAAAUUCCAGUUUUCUAGGCAAGAUUUAUCAGAUUGAUAUUGGAUAUAGUGAGUACAAAAUAGUGAGUUCUCUUGAUUUAUACAAGUUUUCUAGGCCCGAUGAAAGUUCUCAGAGUAAAGACAGCGCACCUUCAACCCCAACUAGUCCUACAGAAUUUCCAGCACAUGGACCUAGAACAGUUCCUCCUCUUUUCUCUGGUAGAGAGAGCCAUAAAACAACAUCUUCAAAACAUCACUCUCCCAAAAAGAUUAAGCCAAAUUCUUUGCCAGAAAUAUUAAGAGAAGUGACCUCAGUGAUUGAACAAGCUUGGAAACUUCCAGAAUCUGAAAGGAAAAAGAUUAUUAGAAGAUUGUAUCUUAAGUGGCAUCCAGAUAAAAAUUCAGAGAAUCUUGACAUAGCCAAUGAAGUUUUCAAACAUUUACAGAAUGAGAUUAACAGACUAGAAAAACAGGCCUUUAUAGAUCAAAAUGCAGACAGAGCAUCAAGACGAACAUUUUCAUCCUCAGCUUCUCGGUAUCAGUCAGACAAAUUUUCAUUUCAAAGAUUUUAUACUUCGUGGAAUCAAGAAGCUACAAGCCAUAAAUCUGAAAGGCAACAGUAUAAAGAAAAGUGCCCAUCUUCCACAGGGCCAUCUUACUCUUCACGUUUCUUUGUACCACCCACAUUCAAGUCUGUUGGUAAUCCUGUGGAAGCACGUAGAUGGCUUAGGCAGGCUCGAGCAAACUUUUCAGCUGCAAGAAAUGACCUUCAUAAAAAUGCUAAUGAAUGGGUGUGCUUCAAAUGCUAUCUCUCCACUAAAUUAGCCUUGAUUGCAGCUGACUAUGCAGUAAGGGGUAAAUCAGAUAAAGAUGUAAAACCAGCUGCACUUGCACAAAAAAUAGAGGAAUAUAGUCAACAACUUGAAGGACUUACAAAUGAUGUUCACACACUGGAAGCUUAUGGAGUAGAUAGCUUAAAAACUCGAUAUCCUGAUAUGCUUCCCUUUCCACAGAUUCCAAAUGACAGGUUCACUUCUGAAGUUGCCAUGAGAGUGAUGGAGUGCACUGCUUGUAUUAUAAUAAAACUUGAAAACUUUAUACAACAAAAAGUGUGAGAGAUUUGAAAAAGUUAAAAUAUUGUACUCUGUAGAACUAGAUAUUUAAUAUGAUGGGAUACAAAUGUAAUUUACAUGUGCAGAUUACUAUAUUUCUGAAAGGUUACACUUACCAAACAUCUUAGAAAUACAAUGUGCAUAUGUGAAUGGUACUGAAGUAUUUAGAAUUGAAAUUAAUUUAAACAGACCAUUUUUUUCUGAGCCUACUGUAUAAGCAAGCUGUAAAACAUGAAUAUUGUAAAAUUUGCAGGGAGAGUGAGGUGCGAAAAGUAGAUGCCUGUAGAGUACAUUGGUUAAAGUACAUAUUAUUGGACUGCACUUUAUGUAACCAAAGGUUAGCAGUAUGUUAGAUAAAACUUGUAUAUACACUUAUAUUUUAUUUCAUUUAAUAUUAUGUUUCCAAAAAUGUGGUGUCACCUUUUUAGUAUACUGUUUAGACUGGACAAAUUACUAAAUGAAAAAUAAUAAAAUAACUUUGGAGAGGAGUUACUCCAGAGCAUUUCUUUAUUCUUUUGUGUUCCAUGGACAUUGAUGUCUCUCAUAGUAGUAUUCUUAUCAGCUGGAUCUGAUUAUCAGUUUGCUGCAGUAUUACAUCCUAAAGUUUAAAGGAUAAUACAGUACCUUUGACUUGUACAAUAUUUUACUCCUGAUUAAUAUUACUUGACUUAAACAUACAACAUCAUGUAGUGCAUUGAAUGCAUUUACUUAAUUAUAAUUAGGUAUUUAAUUUACAUUUUCUGUUCAAGAGCCUGUCAUUGUUUAUUUAAUGAAAACUGCAUAUGGAUAACCUGAUAGGUGACCAUUAAUGUAUAGAGUUUUAUGAAGGGUUUUUGAAAACCAUUCACCAAAACUAAAUUCUCAAAUGUCUACACUUGAGUGUUGUGCUUCUUUAUACUUUCCUCAAAUAAACAUUGGAAAUGUAGUAUGAUUUGGUAAGCCAUUAUUUGGCAUACAGCAGGCAAUAUCUUUUGUUAUAUGUCAAAAGGUGCUGUAAUGUAACACUUUUUUAUUUUGUUUUUCACGAUGGCACUAGACAUGUUUGAUUUUUAGUUCAUUUUCUUUUAUAAACUAUAAUACUUCUGGUAAUGUCAUGUAAUGUAUUCAGCAAUCACUAUUUGUAAAGAAUUAUGGGAACUUGUAAAUAGGAUAUUUUCAUUUGUUUUUUGUUCAAAUCUGCAAUAUUUAACAUAAAUGUUCAUCAUAUCCCAAUGAUAUGAUUGUCAUAACUGUUUACUUGCUAGCAUAGUGGAACUGUAAUUUCACUUACAGAAUGUAAAGGCAAACAUAUAAUAACAUGAUCUUGCAGGGGUGCUGAGGGUGCAGCAGCAUGUAAUCCAAAAAAGAAAAUGCUGACAAAGGUUUUUUCAGUUUCAUUCACAUAAAUAAGGGCUUGUUGUGUUCAGAAACCUCAGAAGUAAUUAUUUGAAAUAGGAUGAAAUUUAUGCUGUUUGGAAAACUGUAUUGCUUCUGGUUGUGAAGCCUUGUGAUUAUUUCUGCUGUUAUAUUAAGUGCCAUAACUUUAAUAAAGAAAAAUGCAAAAACA